AUGCAUUUCAGCGACGAGGAGGCGGAGAAUGUGAAGACUUGGGUCGUUAAGAGGCUUGAAGACAUUUCAGACGCCGAUUCCGAUGUCCUAGCAGACUACGUGCUCGCGCUUAUCAGGUCGGAUGCGCCAGAUGACGAAAUCAAACAGACCUCUGUCGAGAACCUGGAAGAUUUCCUGAGAGAAAAUACCCAACCAUUCGUGGACGAGCUUUUCACCCAAUUCGGCCCCAAGCCAGCUGCUCCAGUGACAGCUCCUCCGCUCCAGCCUGCCCAGCCCAUCCCUCAGGCGCACUCUGGCUUCGAUGCCUCCGCCGCUCCCAGGAACGAUUUCUACAACCGAAAACGGACUUACAACGAGGGAUUCCAGGGCGAGGAAGAUGCAGGGACCGGAGUGCCGCAGAACCGUGCGUUUAAGACUCCACGCCGUGGCCGCGGUGGUGCCCGUGGGGAUUGGUCGGGACAUGGCGCGCAGCAGUAUCCGCAGGGCCAGCAUGGCGGUUUCCCCAAUCCUAUGAUGCAAGGCUUCCCUCAGUUCGACCCGAAUGACCCGAUGGCAGCGGCCAUGAUGAUGCAGGGUAUGCAGGGUAUGGGCUUCCCGCAGAUGCCCGGCAUGCCUAUGCCUGGGAUGCCUGGAAUGCCCGGGGCUCCUGGUCAGCCUGGUGCUGGUCAGAUGGGCUCGAUCAAUCAGCGCUGCCCAUUCUACGAUACGCAGGGUAUUUGCUAUCUAGGUGCUACAUGUCCUUACCAGCAUGGCGAGGCUGGGUCCCAGAAUGAGUAUGACCCGAAGGCUGCAUCGGCUGGUGCGCAUAGAGGAGAUGGUGGUCCCUCCCGUGGUGACCGCGGCCGUGGCCGUGGACGCGGCGGGCCCAAUGCACGAGGACGGGGCGGCCGGUCCGACUUCUCGUCAGCAGGGCCUAACGAUGAUCAAUCCGUCACAACGAUUGUGGUCGAGCAAAUUCCUGAGGAUAAGCUGUCCGAGGAGGCGGUGCGUGAGUUCUUCUCGCAAUUUGGCAAUAUUGUUGAGGUGACCCUGCAGCCCUACAAGAAGCUAGCGCUGGUGAAGUUCGAGACUUUUGCCGAGGCCAAGCAAGCCUGGUCAAGCCCGAAGGUGAUCUUCGAUAACCGCUUUGUCAAGGUUUACUGGCACAAGCCCAAGCGGGACGAGAAGAAUGGCGAUUCGCAGCACGAGACUCCUGCGUUCAACCAAGAAGAGUUUGAGAAACAGCAGGCAGAAGCGCAAAGGGCACACGAAGAAAGGACUAAGAAGCGUCAAGAAGCUGAAGAGGCCAAACAGGCCCUUGAACGUCAGCGCGAUGAACUUUUGAAGAAGCACCAAGAAGAGAAGGCGCGUCUGCUACAGCGUAUCGGUGUCGGGGCCUCCGAUGAGAUGGUUAUUAGCACAGAUGAUGCCAAUGACAAGUCUGGCGAGAUGGGUGCUCCUUCUGAUGAGAAUGUGAGCGACGAGACUAAGAAACUGCGUGCUCAGCUAGCCGCUCUCGAGGCGGAAGCAAAGACUCUCGGCAUUGACCCUGCCAACGCCGACUCCGCUCGUGGCGGGUACCGUGGGCGUGGUGGUUACCGCGGCCGUGGCACAUACCGUGGACGUGGAGGGUAUGAUCCUUCAUUUCGUGGUGGAUAUCGCGGCCGAGGUAGUUUCACCCCUCGUGGUCGCGGUGGAGGUGUGCUUCGAUUGGAUAACCGGCCCAGGAGAGUCGCUGUCUCGGGCAUCGAGAUUGGUUCUGAUAACGACGAGGCCCUGCGGCAGCACCUGAUUGGCAUUGGCGAGUACGAGUCCGUCGAACCCAACCCCGACCAGGCUGGCUCGGUGAUUGUGGCUUUCAAGGAGCGCUAUCAAGCGGAGAAGUUCAUGUUCAGCCGUUGGAACGCUCCCUCCGCAGGUGAGGUCCAGAAAUCCUGGGUGCCUAACCCGCCCAUCACAAUCACGCCCACUGCGACGCCGAUAGAGAAGAACGGCCUUGGUGAUUAUGAUCAGGAUAUGUCCAUGGACACCACGCCGGCACCUCACACGACAGCACCGGGGAACAUGCCUCAACGUGAGAUGGACUACGAUGUUGCUGAGGAUGACAGCUGGGGUGCUUAG
Molecule: messenger RNA, 2100 nt
Organism: Penicillium subrubescens
Lineage: Eukaryota; Fungi; Ascomycota; Eurotiomycetes; Eurotiales; Aspergillaceae
Product: CCCH zinc finger and RRM domain protein
Exons: 4
Coding region: 1-2100 (699 amino acids)
Biological process (GO): mRNA processing
Cellular component (GO): nucleus
Molecular function (GO): metal ion binding; RNA binding
Source: RefSeq, a predicted model, not a curated record